Messenger RNA from Botrytis byssoidea, 2028 nucleotides. RefSeq lists its product as uncharacterized. Gene Ontology annotation, cellular component: nucleolus. Gene Ontology annotation, biological process: DNA replication initiation. The record is from RefSeq and is a predicted model, not a curated record. The transcript has a single exon. Gene Ontology annotation, molecular function: chromatin binding. Bases 1 to 2028 code for a protein of 675 amino acids. NCBI's taxonomy places the organism in Eukaryota, Fungi, Ascomycota, Leotiomycetes, Helotiales, Sclerotiniaceae.
AUGGCAAAAGUACCAGCAGUUAAGAGGCGCAAGCUUACACCUCCGCCAAAUGAGGGAGAAGAUUCGUCUCCGUCGACGUUAGAGAAUGAGCCAAAUUCGAAUGCGUUUUUCAAGACGGCUUCGAAAUGGAAUUUAGAACAGGAUUACGAAAUGAGACCGCGCAAAGGAAAGAAGGAUAAGAAAGAGAGUACACGAUUGCCAAUUAAGACCAAGGAAGGAUUGAUUGAACAAGUGGAAGCGCCAGUGGAAGUUAAUGAGGAGGAGAGCGAUUUAGAAUGGAUUGGUGCGGAUGAUGUUGAGGAAGAUGAGGAGCCCGAAGAGAAGGUCGAGAAAAAGCCUUCUGUGCCGAUACGACAGCAGAUUCUCGAAGCAAAGGAGGAAUUGGCACGUAUAGCAUUGAUGUUAAACGAAGAUCCGGAAGAAAAUGUAGGAGCAUUCAGAGCCAUAGCAGAAUUUGGAAAAUCGCACAACAUUACGAUCAAGAAAUUGGCAUUGGCGACACAAUUGGCUGUUUAUAAAGAUGUUAUUCCAGGAUAUAGGAUACGACCUUUAUCGGAAGAUAAUAUGGAAGAGAAAGUUUCAAAGGAGGUGCGAAAGUUGAGGGCCUACGAACAAGCUCUUGUGGGAGGAUAUCAAGGAUAUGUUAAGGAAUUGGGCAGGCUCGCGACAGCUGGAAAAUCCCAAAAAACAAGUGAUGGCGGCGCAGGUCUUUCAACGGUUGCCAUAUCUUGUGCAUGCGCACUGUUAGAAGCUGUACCCCAUUUCAAUUUCAGAUCAGAUCUCUUGAAGAUAUUGGUUGGAAAGCUCAGUACGAGAAAGGUGGACGCCGAAUUCGUCAAGUGUCGAGAGACUAUCGAAACGUUGUUCAAGAAUGACGAUGAUGGAACUUCAUCUUUGGAUGCGGUGAACAUUUUAACGAGAAUGAUGAAAGGAAGAGGAUACAGAGUAGACGAAAGUGUAUUGAACACUUUCUUACAUUUAAGAUUAUUAUCGGAAUUCUCUGGAAAGGCAUCAACGAAUCAUGUCGAUCAUGAGGAAGACAGUUUUGGAGGCAAGAAACUCAAGGAAAAGAGAGUAUUCCGCACCAAAAAGGAGCGAAAAUUGAUGAAGGAACGAAAAGCGGUUGAAAAGGAGAUGGUUCAAGCAGAUGCAACAGUCAGUCACGAAGAUCGCGAGAGAAUGCAGUCAGAAACCUUGAAACUCGUGUUUGUGACAUAUUUCCGCAUUCUUAAAGUUCGUUCACCAUCUCUCAUGGGUGCUGUACUUGAGGGUUUGGCUCGAUACGCCCAUCUCAUCAAUCAAGAUUUCUUCGGUGAUCUUCUCGAGGCGCUGAAAGAUCUCAUUGGUCAUGCCGAGACAGGAGAUGAUCUCGAGGAAACUGAAGGAGAAGACGAGGACUCCGAAACCUCACGCAAUCUCACCCGUGAAUCUCUCCUGUGUAUCAUCACCGCAUUCGCACUUCUAGAAGGCCAAGACGCCCAUAAAGCUCAAGCCUCGUUAAGCUUAGAUUUAAGUUUCUUCAUCACUCAUCUUUACCGCACUCUCCACGCCCUAUCUCUCAAUCCUGACAUCGAACUCUCCUCUAAAUCCCUCCAUCUACCAGAUCCAAAUGCCCCCUCAACAACCGACAAUAAAGUUAACAUUCAAACCACCACCGUUCUUCUCCUCCGCUCGCUCUCCUCCGUCCUCUUACCCCCCCUCGCUGCCCGCGCAGUCCCACCCCUCAGAAUCGCCGCAUUCACUAAACAACUCAUGACAUGCUCUCUCCAGCUACCAGAGAAAUCCGCUACCGCAAUGAUGGCUCUGUUAGGCAAAGUUGCAAAGAUUCACGAGACCAAGGUGAAGAGUCUCUGGAAUACAGAAGAGAGAAAGGGUGAUGGAAUGUUCGAUGGAUGUAGUACUGAAGUGGAAGGAAGUAAUCCCAUGGCAAGCACUAUCUGGGAAGGAGAAUUGUUAAGACUACAUUAUUGUCCUGCAGUUAGAGACGGUAUGAAAGUAGUGGAGAAGAACGUGAUUGGGUUGAGAUAG